AUGCCGAGGCUUCCAUUGUCACCACAUUCAACCUCCGAGGUGCAGGCGUUGCCACCCAUCUUUCCACCCGCCUCUGAACCUGUCGGCUCGGAUCCACCCUCCGAUGACCACCAGCUAAGCAUCCUUACACUCAACGUCUGGGGCCUCAAGUACAUCUCGAAGCUUCGGAUAGCGCGUAUCAAAGCUAUCGCUUCUCGGCUUGCAUCUUCCGACAUGCCCCUUUACGACUUUGUGUGCUUGCAAGAAAUUUGGUACGAAUCCAGGGACUGGCGCUUUCUCAAGCACGCCCUCUCCUCGCGCUACCCUCAUUCCAAGUUCUUCUAUUCAGGUGCAUUCGGUUCGGGUCUCGCCAUCCUUUCCCGCUGGAACAUCCUCGAAACGAGAACGCAUCCGUACUCGCUCAACGGACAGCCGAUUCACGUGCACCAUGGAGACUGGUUCGUGGGCAAAGCCUGUGGGUCUGUUACCAUCAAUCAUCCGCGGUUGGGAUUGGUAGAUGUGUGGAACACGCAUUUCGUAGCAGCGGGAGGCGAGGAUGGUCCAGAAUACAAGAGGUCACACCGCAUCACACAGGCGUACGAGCUUGCGGCGAAUUGCAGGAACAGUGCUAGUAAAGGAAGACAUGUGGUUUGUGUGGGCGAUCUCAAUUCCACUCCGCCUUCUCUGGCAAUUGGGUUGCUAAGGCAUAUUGGCGGCUUGUACGAUAGCUUUUUGGAUACGCGUCCUCAGCUACCAGAGCACGCAGUAUCGUUGGAUCCAGAAGAGACAUCAACGCAAGUGGGUGAUCGCGCAACUGCAGCGCCGGAUCCACAGCGUGCGAUUGAGGAAUUAGGUGUAACAUGUGACUCGCCACUCAACACCUGGACAGCCGGCAAACCUCUCGACGAGAGAGCGUCAAGAGGCGCCGGCAAGCGUCUCGACUACAUCUUCUACCGUGGCCCUGUCGAUCAGCAACACUCGAGCGAAUCAAACGCAUCUACCGUUUCUUCUGCCCUAGCUUACUCGGCAUCUCACUCCACACGCGGUCGGCUAACGUGCAAAUCCUCGUCGGUCGUCAUCACGGACACCAUACCCGAACAUCUGUGUUCCUAUUCAGACCACUUCGGCGUUGCUUCCACCUUUGAUAUCCUCCCACCUUCUUCCGGCGCUCCAUCGCCUACCGCUUCCGACUCCGACGCCCGCAAAACAGCGCAGCGGCGUGUCCUCACUUGUUCGCUCCACGCGCUAGCGGGAGGCUUCGCCGCUAGCCGUUCCAACCAAUCGUCUCACCUCUACGUCUUCGGCACAGCACUGCUCGUCGCUCUCGGUCUGAUCGUAGCAAGCAUCUUUCAGCCGCUCGGCGCAGUCAAUCCAGUCUUUGUAUUGCUCGCAGUCGUGGCCGCGUGGGCAGGAACCACAAUGCUCUACAGUGCCGUGGUGUGGGGAGAAUGGGAACAGCGAACGCUUCGUACACUCAUGGAAAUGCUCGAGUUGGAACUCAACUAUCUCCAACCCGCCCAAAAUGGUGUCACUAACACCAACAACAUCGUUCGAGCACAGAGCGCCAAUGACGCUGUUCGAGAAGGCACUUUGUUCUAA
This is a messenger RNA of Mycosarcoma maydis (corn smut), 1578 nucleotides long. Its product is annotated as inositol phosphosphingolipid phospholipase. Lineage: Eukaryota; Fungi; Basidiomycota; Ustilaginomycetes; Ustilaginales. The record is from RefSeq and is a predicted model, not a curated record. Gene Ontology annotation, molecular function: sphingomyelin phosphodiesterase activity. Gene Ontology annotation, cellular component: cytoplasm. Bases 1 to 1578 code for a protein of 525 amino acids. The transcript has a single exon.